AUGAGCUCCUGGCCCAACGACGCCGCCGUCCAGAAUCACAAUGGCAACGGCUUCCCCAUGUCGGAUCCCAACGCUGUCGCCGGCGGCAUGAUGGAUCCCGCCGCCUUUAUGGCCAACCCGGCCCAAUUCAAUGCCGCCGCCGCGACGCAGUUUGCCAACCCGCAGCAGAUGAUGCCCAUGCAGAACGGGCCAAUGCGCAACGCCUCCCCCUCGUCCUUCCAGAAUCCCGUUUAUCAAACAAACCAGGUCAUCCCUUCAAAACGACCGCGCCCCCGAGAAGACAGCCUCGCCUCGUCCCCCCGGCAGAACCCCGGCAUGCUGCCCACCUCGCGCGCCGACACGCCGCAACAGUUCGCCAACUUUCAACAGGGUGGUAUGCCGCAACAGAGCUCGGGGCAGCACUCGCCCUAUCCUCAUCUCCAACCUAAUGGGUCCGUCAAUGCGACUCCGUCCCCGACCAUGGGCAACCAGAUGCGACCCGGCAGCGUGCCGCAACGGGUGUCGACCACGUCGCCUCAUCCAUUCUCUCCUGCCGGCCAGAACUUUGGCCCCCAGGCAUCGCCUAUUCCAUCAGAACACGGCGGCACUCCUCAGCCCAACCCCUAUAUGCAGCAGAACAACAACUUUACCCCAAACUUCAAUCAGAAUUUCACGCCGACACCCUCUCCCGCCCGACCGUCACCGACACCCAACGCGAUGGCGGGCCAGAUGAUGCCCCAGCAGAUGGCCCAGAUGCCGAACCAGAUGGGACAGAUGCAGCCGAUGGGACAGAUGGGACAGAUGGGCCAGAUGCCGAAUCAGAUGCCUCAACAAAUGUUCCCCCAGCAGAUGCAGGGCCAGAUGCAGGGUCAAAUGCAGGGCCAGAUGCCCCAGGGUCGCACGCCGCUCGAGCAGCAGAAGCUCAUGUACCAAAUGCAGCUACAGAGACAGCUCCAGCAGGGCAAUAUGCAAAUGCCACCGGGGCAAAUGCAGGGCCAGAACAUGCCUCAGCAGCGUAACAUGAUGUCCAGGCAACAAAUGCCUAAUGGGCAGGUGCCGCCAGGGGCGAUGAGGCCGCAACAACAGCCAAUGCCUCCCCAGCAAGGAAUGCAACAACGGGCGCCCAAUUUUGAGCAGUUCAUGAAGCAGCUGACCGUUUUCAUGAACACGAAGCAGCUGCCGCUCGAGACAAACCCGAUGGUCGGAGACCGUCCGGUCAAUCUGAUGAUGCUGUUCCAAGCAGUCUCCAAGUUUGGUGGUUACCGCAAUGCCUGCCAGGGCAACACAUGGCCUCAGAUUUCGAAUGCUGUCGGUUUCCACCCUAUGCAGAUGCAGAUGGCUCCCGGUCAGCUCAAGGCUAUCUAUGAGCGCAACUUGCUAAAAUUCGAGGAGGCAUGGAACCGCAGUAAGAUGAUGCAGCAACAACAGCACCAGCAGGGACAGCCGCCGCAGCAGGCAGGAGGACCGAACGCCCAGGGUACGCCGUCCAAGCCUAUGCCCCAGGGUCAAGGUCCGCCGAACCAGGCGAUGCAAGCUGCACAACAGCCGCAACCACCGCAGGCUCAGACCCCGUCGAAGCCAGCCGCUCAACAUGGCCAACAAGCAAGCGUCAACGGCUUUGCUGCCCCACAGCCACCGCAGGCCCAAAUACCGCAGAUGGGCGCGCAGCAAGGUCGGAACAGCCUCUCCCGCGGACCCCAACCGACCCCAACCCAGGACGAGUUCGCGUUGCGGUCGCCAGUGGCUCGGGGAAAGGUCGAGGGCCUGGCUGCCGACGGAAGUCUACGGUUCUCCGUUCCGCUCAAAGAUCCACAAGUGUAUAUUCCUGCCUCUCGUGAGGUGGUAUCGUAUGGUGGGCUUGAGCUCGAACCUCUGAACCGGCUGGGUGCCGAUAUGGAGCGGUGGAUUCCCGACGUGCCUAGUGCCAAUGAACUCGGCAACAUUGACAUCCACGCCCUGACUAUGAGCUUGCAAAGCGGAAUUCACGGCGAGGUCCGUUUAGCUUUGGACACACUGGCCACCGUGACCGCCUCAGCGCAACCAAACCUCGAGGUCGACCUCACCAAGUGUGAUGACCUGCUCGAAACGCUCAUAGAAUGUGCCGAGGACCAAGUAGAAACGUUGGCUGAGAGCACGGCUGAGGUCUCGGACGAGAUUCUCAUCACCACUUACGAGGAUGUUGUCAGGAACUGUCGGCUGGAAAGCUUUGGACUGCGCGACGUUAGGGCUUUUGCUUCAAACGAAUACGAACUCGACAGAGCCGUUGAUCGCCUCAUUUGUAUCACUACCAUUCUACGAAAUCUCUCGUUCGGGCCCACGAACCACGCCUGCCUGGCUGACGAGACGGUUGUCAAAUUCCUCAGCGUUGUCAUCCGAUACCUGGGUACGCGGACGAUGUUGUUGCGGAGCCAGGCCAACACGCUCGAUUUCAUGAAGGAUGUCAUCAUCUUCCUUUCCAACAUCGCCCACUCCAUCGAGCUCCCCGGUCGUGAACAGGCGCUUUGCUUGUUGCAAUUCCUUCUUGCCUUCGCACCCACCCCCCCACCGACUCUCACGGAGGACGAAAUCUUCUUCACGCCUUACGACCCGACUUCACAUCCCUAUCUCCCAGCCGCCGUGGAUGCUCUUGCCAAGCUCUUGGCGCGUGAUGAGCCCAACAGGACAUACUACAAAACCAUCUUCGAACAGGAUGCCCAAUCUACGCCUCCGUGCGAGCUCCUCACCCGGACAUUUGCUCUCGCCAUCUCGCCGCUACCGGAUCAGAGUAAGGACCACCGGGGACCCAGCUUGCCACCACUUGUGGAAAUGCGCAAGCCAUCUCUGAUGCAGGGUCUCCUCGCCGGCGACAUCAUCGCUUCGUUGGCACCGGGGUACGAAAGCGGUGUCACUCGGGCGUGGUUGUCUGCGGGCAACAGCUUUGCUCAGAACCUGUUCCGGCUCAUUCGCGUGCUCAGCAUGCAGUUUGAGCAGUCGGUACCGCCUCGGGGGUCUCGCGGCCAGCCGCGUAAGGAUGGCGAACUAGUCUACAUUGUCGUCCUGGGCGUGUCCAUGCUUCGUCGCCUGAGCGAGAAGGCCAAGGACCCCAGCGAUCCCAAGGCGUCCAUCCCUCCCAACCUGCUGCCUUCGAGUGAUACUGUCCUCGGAGCGCUGCAGAUGAACAGCGCGGAGUGGACGAAGGAGGGCUUCCUCCAGCAGUUGAUUGCGUAUGCUGCGCUCGAUGACAGGCGCCGUGACUUUUAG
Thyridium curvatum is the source of this 3219-nucleotide messenger RNA. RefSeq lists its product as uncharacterized. Gene Ontology annotation, biological process: regulation of transcription by RNA polymerase II. Gene Ontology annotation, cellular component: SWI/SNF complex; nucleus. The transcript has a single exon. NCBI's taxonomy places the organism in Eukaryota, Fungi, Ascomycota, Sordariomycetes, Thyridiales, Thyridiaceae. The coding region runs from base 1 to 3219 and encodes 1072 amino acids. The record is from RefSeq and is a predicted model, not a curated record. Gene Ontology annotation, molecular function: transcription cis-regulatory region binding.